Molecule: messenger RNA, 1437 nt
Organism: Egretta garzetta (little egret)
Lineage: Eukaryota; Metazoa; Chordata; Aves; Pelecaniformes; Ardeidae
Product: acidic mammalian chitinase
Exons: 11
Coding region: 1-1437 (478 amino acids)
Biological process (GO): chitin catabolic process; carbohydrate metabolic process
Cellular component (GO): extracellular region
Molecular function (GO): chitin binding; chitinase activity
Source: RefSeq, a predicted model, not a curated record
AUGGCCAACUUCAUUUUGCUUACCGGUCUGGCCCUCCUGCUGACCGCCCAGAUAGGCACUGCCUAUGUGCUGUCAUGUUACUUCACCAACUGGGCCCAAUAUAGGCCCGGCCUUGGAAAAUUCAUGCCAGACAAUAUCGACCCAUGCCUGUGUGACCAUCUGAUCUACGCCUUUGCUGGGAUGUCCAACAAUAAGAUCACAACUUACGAAUGGAACGACGAGACCCUUUACAAAUCCUUCAAUGCCUUGAAGAACCAGAAUGGAAAACUGAAGACCCUCCUGGCAAUUGGAGGAUGGAAUUUUGGGACAGCCAAGUUCUCCACAAUGGUUUCCACUCCCGAGAAUCGCCAGACCUUCAUCAAUUCCGUCAUCAGCUUCCUGCGCCAGAAUCAAUUUGAUGGGCUGGACAUUGACUGGGAAUACCCUGGGUCCAGGGGCAGCCCACCCCAGGACAAGACUCUCUUUACUGUCCUGGUUAAGGAAAUGCUGGCAGCCUUUGAGCAGGAAGCCCAACAGGUCAACAAGCCUCGUCUCAUGAUCACCGCAGCUGUUGCUGCAGGACUUUCCAACAUUCAGGCUGGCUACCAGAUUGCUGAGCUUGGAAAGUACUUGGACUACUUCCAUGUGAUGACUUAUGACUUCCAUACCUCUGGGGAAGGGUUCACUGGGGAGAAUAGCCCUCUAUACGAAGGCCCAGCUGACACUGGUGACUUCAUCUACUUCAAUGUCGAUUAUGCUAUGAACUAUUGGAAGAGCAAUGGUGCUCCAGCUGAGAAGCUCCUUGUUGGAUUCCCAACCUAUGGGCAUAACUUCAACCUCCAAAACCCAUCUAACACUGCUGUUGGGGCACCAACAUCAGGACCUGGGCCAGCUGGACCUUACACAAGGCAGGCUGGAUUCUUGGCUUACUACGAGAUCUGCACAUUCCUCAACUCUGGAGCCACCCAGGCUUGGGAUGCCCCCCAGGAUGUGCCCUAUGCUUACGAAGGCAGCGAAUGGGUUGGCUAUGACAACAUCAAGAGCUUCAACAUCAAGGUUGACUGGCUGAAGAAGAACAAUUUUGGAGGUGCUAUGGUUUGGGCCCUUGAUAUGGAUGACUUCACUGGCACUUUCUGCAAGGAAGGCAAAUAUCCCCUGAUCACCACCCUGAAGAACAGUCUUGGUCUGCAGAGUGGCGACUGUGUGCCUCCAGCUCAGCCCAAUCCUCCAAUCACUGAAGCUCCUAACCAAGGAAGCGGAAGUGGGAGCGGGGGCUCAGGUGGCAAUCCUGGUGGCUCUGGUGGGAGUGGUUUCUGUGCUGGCAAGGCCAACGGCAUCUAUGCAGAUCCAACCAACAAGAGCAACUUCUACAACUGCCUUAAUGGUGAAACCUUCGUGGAGAGCUGCCAGAGCAGCCUCGUCUUUGAUACCAGCUGCUCUUGCUGCAACUGGCCAUGA